CUGGUACACUCACUGUCGCUUCCCCCAGCUUAGUCAGUACUUAGACAUACCUUACACCCAUAUAAACUGGAACAUUUUCCAGCCUCGAAAACUCCCUGCAAUGAACCAUGUCCUCAACAACUGGACUCAGUCGAACACGCUCGGUUCGAAAUACGGCAGCCAAUGGUAAUGAUUCGACAAGUAAGCCCGCCGUGGGCCGCAAUGAUGCGAGGAACGCGUCGCCAAGUCGGUUACCUAUGAGGCCCCCAACCACGCGAUCAACCACCUCCUCGACGACCGCUUCGUCUUCAACAACCUUGACACGCGCGAGAGCACCUACCAGCUCAACCUCAAGGCAGGUUUCUGGAGGCUCAUCUGCCAAAGCGCCAUCGAGGGCGACUGGUCCGACAACCUCAUCAAAUAAUAAGCCCGUCGUCAGAGCUCAGUCAGUCCGCCAGCCACCGUCCACGACAACGACGACGGCAUCCUCCGGUGGCAUAGGUCGAUCCAUUAGUACCGCUAGACCGAGAUCUUCAGCAGGUCUCCCCUCCAAAAAUCCUCCACGCGAGCGACAUCUGGGACAUUCUAGGGCAAAAUCGACUGUCACAUCCCUUACCUCCGCGACAACACUACGGCCAGUGUCUCGCGUUCCCUCGAGGUCGAAUCCGAGCCCAGCACCCUCUACCGCCUCAUCUACUAGCACAAGCACCCAGACGACGACAACGACGUCAACACGGACACAAACGCGCUCACAAACGCAACACGCACGCGUGGGCUCACAAUCAUCAACCACAGCCUCAACCCUCGCAGCACGACGGCCGGCAUUUAACACAAACCAACAACAUUACAGCCCCGCCAAAUCCUCUGCCCCGAAACCCUUAACAUCAACCUUCCUAGCACCGGCCUCACCAUCCAAGCAGCCAGUAAACGUCGCCUUAACAGCAGAAACAAGCCGUCUACAGACAGAGCUCCUCCAACUCUCCCUCUUACACCGCGAAGCCCACGCCGUCACAGAAUCCUGGCACGCCAGCGCCAGAUCCAAGCUCGGCGCGCGCUUCCAAAAGCUAGUAAUCGCAGACGAGGCACUGCGUGCCCUCGAGCGCGACGGUGCCGAAGAAAGGGGAAUACAGGACUUGAUUCGCUGGGGCGAAGCCGGUCCCAAUUCUCCGCAAAAAGGGUACAGAAGGAUAAGCAGCACAGGCGGUCUACCACUAGACGAGAAAAUCCGCCUCCUAGACCAAGUGCUGAACGGCGCCUGGGCCCUCGGUGAGCCAGGUGGCCGGUACCAGCGGACGGUGCGCGCCUUCGAGGACUGGACGCUCCGGGUCUCUGAGAUCCGCGCCGCGCAGCGGGGCGGGGAUCUAGAGGGCCUAUUGGCGCGCAGCGGCGGAAGAGAAGAAGACGUCGGGAUUUUUGUCAGCGAUUUAGAUGCCAGCGCGUGGAAGCGCGAUCACGCGGGUCUUGUGCGGGUGCUCGAGGGAUGGCGGAGGACGCUUGUUCAGCUCGGUGAUGUCGAGAGUGAAGAUGGGGGGGAAGGGAUUAGUAAGUCCCUUUCUGGCCUUGCACGCACGUUAAGGGGAUGCAAGAGCUUGGUACAUGAUAUGCUCGCCGAACUGCAGAUCAUGGAGCAGAUUGAGGCUGAUGCCCUCGCCGCUGAAGAGGAUUGGAUGGGGAAUAUGGAAGACCGGAUGAAUAGUGAGGGAGAAGCGGGUUCGCGGCGUAGGAGGACGGAGGAGGUGCCGCCUUGGAAAAUGCUGGCUUUGUAGAUGGGGUGCCGUGGAUGAAUGAUUGAACCUUGUUUACUGUUUUUGCGUUAGUAAGAAGGGUGUCAUGCGGCGUUGCAUAAUGCAUCUUGGUAACCCGGUUCUUUAGAUACGUUGUGUAUAUAUCAUGACUCAUGAUGCAAUGGAAGGCAGGCAAGCUACUGGAGCACAAGAUUGAAAUUACUAGAAUACCCUCACAGAUAGAGACGCGCGCGAAUCAUACUUCUUAAGUAGAUAAUGUUGUUUACGAAAGCUAGUA
Molecule: messenger RNA, 2001 nt
Organism: Xylaria bambusicola
Lineage: Eukaryota; Fungi; Ascomycota; Sordariomycetes; Xylariales; Xylariaceae
Exons: 1
Coding region: 108-1745 (545 amino acids)
Source: RefSeq, a predicted model, not a curated record